Pieris macdunnoughi is the source of this 807-nucleotide messenger RNA. The record is from the annotation of a GenBank genome assembly. Lineage: Eukaryota; Metazoa; Arthropoda; Insecta; Lepidoptera; Pieridae.
AUGACCACUCAGUUUAAAAUAUUAAACGCCACUGAAUUUUGGCAAAAAGAAAACAGUUUUCCUGCAAUACCUACGUUUAGUCAAAGUCUUGAUAAUGUACUUGGAAAUAAAGGAAUCCAAGUAGGAUCUAUAACAGAACUAUUAGGACUUCCAGGCUCAGGAAAAACUCAAUUAUGUUUACAGCUAUGUGCAUCAGUUCAAAUACCAACGGAGCUUGGAGGUUUGGAUGCUGAAGCUCUUUACAUUGACACUAACACUAAUUUUACUGUAAAUAGGUUUAAAGAAAUACUCUCAGCAAGUAUGGAGAAAUGUGGAAACAUAUUAAAUACUGCAAAAAGUAACUGUGAAAGUGAUCAUUUGAAAAGAUUGCACUAUGUGAAUGCAUUUGGUCUGGAAAAAUUUUGCAGUUUGAUAUUCACUUUACCACAAUUAGUUACUGAGAGACCAAAUGUGCGGUUAAUCAUAAUAGAUUCAAUAACAUUCCCAUUCAAAGAUGGUAUUACACUCAAGCAACGAACUGGCGUCUUAUUUAGACUAUCUGCAGUGUUACAAAAGAUUUCUGUAGAAAAUCAAAUUGCAAUAGUAAUAACAAACGAAAUGAGCACUCGAAUAGGUUUGUCAACUGGUUCUCUAGUUGGCGCAUUCGGUGAUGCAUGGGCGCAUAGAUGUAAUAAGCGGGUUUUGCUAUCAGCGCCGAAACCUUUAGAAAAUGAGCGAUUUGCAGCCCUAGUUAAAAGUAAUAACUCACCAGAGGCGGUUGGAAAAUUUCAGAUUACGAUUGAGGGUAUUAGAGAUACCAAUGGAUAA